CUUAUUUGACAUUAGUUCAAAAUGGCUGUCAGACUCGAAGUUUGUGUUAGUUAGGACGUGAGGGAUGGUAUUUGUAGGUGUGUCAUGGUAAAACAGGCCCGAUAAUGUUAACCCAUGAACCAUAUUCCAAUGUGACAAUGUGCACGUGUCGGUUUAGUGUCCGGUUAAGCGUCCAAAUCAGUUAAUGUAGUGAGGGGUUAGAACCGAUUUAAUAGGGGAAUUGAAUGUGUUAAUUGUAAAUAGGCAGCAUGUGGAACAUGAUGUGCGAUGUGAUGCCGACCAUCUCGGAGGACAGCAUCAGCCAGAGGAGUUCUCAAUUCUCCGGCGAAGAUGCCAACUUCGAGCAACUCAUGGUUUCGAUGCUCGACGAACGGGACAAACUCAUGGACAGUUUGCGGGAGACUCAGGAGCGUCUGGGGGAGACGGAAAUGAAGCUAGUGGACGUGGAGAAGGAGAGGGACUCGCUCCAGAGGCAGAUCGCCGCCAAUCUCCCACAGGAAUUUGCAACGCUCACGAAGGAACUCAAUGCAGCGCGAGAACAGCUCCUGGAAAGAGAGGAAGAAAUAUCGGAACUUAAAGCGGAACGAAAUAAUACUAGGUUACUUUUGGAGCAUUUGGAAUGUCUUGUGUCAAGACACGAAAGAUCACUAAGAAUGACAGUGGUGAAGAGACAAGCGGCCGCACAAUCGGGCGUUUCAAGCGAAGUAGAAGUUUUAAAGGCACUUAAAAGUUUAUUUGAGCAUCACAAAGCUUUAGAUGAGAAGGUACGUGAGAGACUGAGAGUAGCAUUAGAAAGAAAUUCAAGUUUAGAAGAGGAAUUAGCUGCAACCAAAGAAGAGUUACAACAAUAUAAGCAUGGAGUGAUACCUUCUAAUGUACCUGCCGUAGAAGAUAAACCCAAAGAGAAUGGACAAGUUGAAUCAGGGGACCAAGUAUUAAAUGUUAACAAUAAGGCAGCUUCGAAGCCGCGACUUGUGAACGGUGGUGUGGAACCUGAAACGGACAGCGCUGCAAGGAUAGCCGACCUUCAGCAAGCAUUGGAACAGCAAACUGGUGAGAUAAGUAACUGGCAGAGACGAGUAGCAGAGAUGCAGAAUCGUGUCGGCGAACUCGAAGAAAACUUGUCAAAGGCACAAAAAGAACUAUUYAAAGCACAAGAUGCCAAUGCGAAAUUGCAAAGGGAUUUGCGAGAAAACGUCGCGCAAAAAGAAGAUCAAGAAGAACGCAUUGCAACAUUGGAAAAACGCUAUCUCAAUGCUCAGAGAGAAUCGACAUCGUUGCACGAUUUGAACGAGAAAUUGGAGCAGGAGUUGCAACACAAGGAAGCGCAAUUGAAGGCCCAGGAGCGUCACGGUUCCGCCGAGGACCGUAUCCAGCGUCUCGAAGCAAGCCUCGAAGAGAAAAACGCUGAAUUGUUACGCCUUAACCAAAGACUAAAAAUGAACGAAGACCACAAUUCUCGCCUUUCGGCUACCGUCGACAAACUUUUAUCCGAAUCAAAUGAUCGUCUUCAAGACCAUCUAAAAGAACGCAUGCAUGCCCUUCAAGAAAAGAACAAUCUAACACAAGAACUCGACAAGACACGCAAAAUGAUGGAAGAACUCGAAAACCAAAAAACCGAUAUCAUGAAAGAACUGUCAAAAUCACGUCUUGAAAUCGACAAUGUCAAACGACAAAUGUUGCAACAGGAAAUCGCAUAUAAUAUUCAACAAACUGAUGCUUUGACACGGUCUUUGUCGCCUAAUGCCGUCGUUGAUUCGAGUAGUUUUUCACGUAGUGCUAGUCAUUCCAGCUUCGAUACUCAUUCCUUACCUCGAAGGCCGAAUAAAAGUCGAACACCCAUCGAUGAGGACCCCAAAAUGCCCCCAUUUGGUUCGCGMUCRAUGGCCGAACACGAAUGGGAGAAGUUGCAACAAGCUCAUGUUCUUGCCAAUGUUCAACAGGCCUUUGAUGUGUCAAGUGAUGCCGAAGGUGACGAUAAUGAUAGUUUGUUUAGUACUGCUGAUAUGUUAUCACCUUCGGGACAUACCGAUGCACAGACUUUAGCAAUGAUGCUUCAAGAACAACUCGAUGCUAUCAACAACGAAAUUCGGUUAAUACAAGAAGAGAAACAGAAUACCGAGGCACGAGCCGAGGAAUUGGAAUCGAGAGUUGGUAGUAUGGAACAUAUGAAUUUGUUGGCGAGAGGGAGGAGUUUAGAACGACAAAGUCCACCAGUAAGCGGGAGGUCUACACCGAAAUCGCAUCAUUCYCCUCAAAGGGAUUAUAUGCAUAAGUAUCAUACGCUUCAGUUGGCACCAUUGUCUUCGGAAAUGUCAAGAGAGGAGAUGCAUAUGGGUGAUAGUAGUAGUGGAGGAGGUGCCUCACCUUUAACUGCAAGGUCACUUAGACUCGAAAGAGUUGCUCAAGCUCUAGCUCACAGUCAAGAAGAAUUGAGAAGACGGACUGGCGCUAGUGGUUUGCCUCCAGGAGUUACAUACAGUGUGUUUAGGCAAGGCCAGACGCACACACCUCCAUCACCUCUAUCCUCUCGUCACAGCAGUCAGGAGAGUCUGCACAAGAAUACAGUCAGUGGCGUACCAAGAGAUGUUUCAGCGGCGGCAGUAGCAGCAGCAGCAGCAGCACAAAAGAAGAAAGGUAUCAAAUCGUCGUUAGGUCGCUUUUUCAGCAAGAAAGAAAAGGUGAAAGGAAAAGAAGUUGGAAGUGAGAGUUCUUUGAAUCUUAGUCAAACCAGCAUUGGGAUGCCCGAUGGUGAUUUAAGUGAUUCGAUGAGCGUCUCUGGGAAACUGGGACAGAAGGGAGACUUUGAUCGAAGACAGAAGAAGAAGUGGGUGGAGCGUGAUUACAGACACGAACUUCUCGCCGAAGCCAUGAAAGCAGGAACCCCAUUUGCCUUAUGGAACGGCCCUACAAUCGUCGCAUGGUUGGAAUUAUGGGUGGGAAUGCCGGCAUGGUAUGUGGCAGCAUGUCGAGCGAACGUGAAAUCGGGGGCUAUCAUGAGCGCCCUCAGCGACACCGAAAUCCAAAGAGAAAUAGGAAUAAGUAAUCCGUUGCAUCGGUUGAAAUUAAGACUGGCCAUCCAGGAGAUGGUGUCGUUGACGUCGCCCUCGGCCCCAAAGACCUCGCGCACGACAUUAGCCUUCGGGGAUAUGAACCACGAAUGGAUUGGGAAUUCGUGGCUGCCGGCAUUGGGGCUGCCCCAAUAUCGGACCACCUUUAUGGAGUGUUUGGUCGAUGCGAGGAUGUUGGACCAUCUCACCAAGAAGGAUCUAAGGGGGCAACUCAAAAUGGUCGAUAGUUUUCACAGGACUAGUCUACAGUAUGGCAUAUCAUGUUUGAAGAGGUUGAAUUAUGAUCGAAAUUUGUUGGAAGAGAGGAGGAAAAAUUCUGAAAAUGCGUUACAGGAUGUUUUGGUUUGGAGCAAUGAACGUAUUAUUAGAUGGGUGUCGAAUAUUGGAUUAAAGGAAUAUGCAAACAAUUUAUUAGAAUCAGGAGUCCAUGGUGCUUUAAUUGCAUUGGAUGAGAGUUUUGAUGCGAACAGUAUGGCUCUCACGUUGCAAAUUCCGACUCAAAAUACACAAGCAAGGCAAACCUUAGAAGUAGAAUUCACAAAUCUCAUCCGCGUGGCGACAGAGCGACGAGUGGUGGAUGACCUAGUCCGGUCCUGAUAUGGCCCCGACCUCCAUUAAAAAAAAAAAAAAAACAGACCAUGUAGUGUUCCGCUGCUCGCAGUCAUAUGCAGCCCGUGCUACCUCUCCCCUCUCGUCGUCGAUAUUCGCUGUACAAAAGAAAAAAAUCAGACUUGUGUAUGAAAAUGACAUAAGAGCUUUAAUGAACUAAUCUGUAUCGUAAAUAACUUAUAGUAUUAUUAAUUGUACAUUGAAGUUGUUGUUUAUCUGUUGGAUUACCAGCGAGUAUAUUGUUGAAUGUGGCAGCGACAGUCAGUAUUAUCCCAUGCGUGCCUGCACUCGGUGCUGCCAUCUGUUGAGCUUGUAGACACUGUUAAUUUGCUGAUUAGCUAGUACAAAAAAAAACUACCGGUGUCCUCGUAAAGCUUCUGGAUGUGGAUGGUUUGUAUCCGACUUGUACUCAGCUAUUUCACAUCUUGAUUAGCGAAUCCGAUUACACAAGGCGACAAAAAUAAGCCAUGUCGUGACAACUUGACAAAUUUUAGAUCACUAAAAAAAUUUUUUUUUUUUUUUUGAACUAAAUAAUUUUUUUCUAAUUUAAAUGAGUUUAAAA
Tribolium madens (black flour beetle) is the source of this 4242-nucleotide messenger RNA. It is a transcript of the gene Liprin-alpha, whose product is annotated as liprin-alpha-1. Gene Ontology annotation, cellular component: presynaptic active zone. Bases 249 to 3668 code for a protein of 1139 amino acids. Lineage: Eukaryota; Metazoa; Arthropoda; Insecta; Coleoptera; Tenebrionidae. The transcript is spliced from 16 exons. Gene Ontology annotation, molecular function: protein binding. The record is from RefSeq and is a predicted model, not a curated record. Gene Ontology annotation, biological process: synapse organization.